Molecule: messenger RNA, 3477 nt
Organism: Capsaspora owczarzaki ATCC 30864
Lineage: Eukaryota; Filasterea; Ministeriida; Capsasporidae
Exons: 18
Coding region: 1-3477 (1158 amino acids)
Biological process (GO): endosome organization; organelle fusion; vesicle-mediated transport
Cellular component (GO): endosome; HOPS complex
Molecular function (GO): protein binding; protein-macromolecule adaptor activity
Source: RefSeq, a predicted model, not a curated record
AUGGCUUGCAAUCCGGUUCGAAACACUGCCCUCCCAGCAUCUGCCGGACCCGCUCCUCGCAAGAGACUCCAAUCUCAACGAGAGCUCUCAGCUGCUGAAGUGCAACCAGCGAGCGCAGCCAAGAAACACCAUACGGAGCCCACUCCGCGACAACGACGAAAGGAACUCGCCGUCGAGCAGUCCAACAAGCUGGCAGCCUAUCUCGGAGUGCUCGAGGACAUGGGCGCGAAACUUCCUUGGGACGCUGAGGACUUUUAUGACCCCACAAUCGAGACGAGAACAGCAACAGAAGAUUCGGAAUAUGAGAAAUGGCGCUCAACCAGCUGUUGGAACUCCUUUGGCGCCAACCCAAGAAUGACCCCUGUCAUCUCAGAAUUCUCAGCACUCUCAGAACCCUCAGUCUUUUUCUUCUUCUUCUUCUUCUUCUUCAUGGCACUUGUUCAGUGGCGCAAGUUCCAAUUCUUCGACCGCGAAGUUGUCCGCGAGCUCGAGGAGAGCAGCGGCCUGCCCAGCAAGGAUGCCUCUGCUGCUGGCAAGCAGGACGCCAACAAGGACAGAGAUCCAUCUGCCCCGCAAACGCCAGUGCCCGCGACGCUCCAGUCGAUGAACAUUUCCGCGUGCACGAGCGGCCACGGCAACCUGGUCUUUGGCGACACGGACGGCCUCGUCCACUUUGUCGAUCGCUCGUAUCGCAUCACGAGCUUCCGUGCGUACGAGUUCCAGGUCACCAGGCUCAAGCAGAUGAAGCAGCAGAACAUUUUGGUCACUGUCGGCAUUGAUGAGGAAACGGGAGGCCAGCCACCGGUCAUCAAGGUCUGGAACGUGGACAAGUUCGACAAGACGGGCUCGCCAACGCUCGUCAAGAGCAUGCGCCCGCUGCACAACAACCGCGCGUACAUGGUGUCAUCGAUCGCAGUGCUGGACAACCUGUCCCAGAUGGCUGUUGGCCUGGUCAACGGUGUCGUUCUGCUGUACCGAGGUGACAUUACGCGCGACCGCUUCUCGCGCACCAAAGUCCUCCAUGAAGACACCGUCCCAAUUACCGGCCUCGGCUUCCGCCAGACGGGUGCAAACGUGACGCUGUUUGUUGCAACCUCGGCUGCCAUCUUUGCGUAUUCUACGACUGGUCGUGAGCGACGGGAGGUACUUGAUGACAAUGGCGUCGAGCUCAACUGCACGACCGUCAGCGAGCCUGAAGGCGAUUUUGUCGUCGCUCGCAACGAGGCAGUGUACUUUUUCGAAGUGGAAGAUCGUGGCCCGGCCUUUGCCUUUGAAGGCCCGAAAAGGCUCGUGUCCUGGUUCCGCAACUAUCUGAUUGUCGUGACUAGCCCACAGACCAAUGCUCCUCCCGUUUCUGGGAGCACGGCGGGCUCGGCCGUUGCGGCAUCGGCAUCAACCAUGCGGCCCUCGCUGUCCCGCGUCAACACGGUCAGCAUUUACGACGUCAAGAACAAGUUUAUUGCGUUCCAGGCCACGUUCAACGAUGUCAUUGACGUGGUGAAUGAAUGGGGUGCUAUUUACGUCCUGACGGCUGAGAAGAAAGUGUUUAUUCUGGAGGAGAAGGACACCCAGUCCAAGCUUGAAAUUCUCUUCAAGAAGAACCUGUACCAGGUCGCCAUCUCCCUUGCCAACAGCCAAAACUAUGACUACGACAGCAUCAUUGAGAUUUUCACGCAGUUUGGCGAUCACCUUUAUGGCAAAGGCGACUACGACAAUGCCAUUGCGCAGUAUAUUCGCACGAUUGGUAGUCUUGAGCCGUCCUAUGUCAUUCGCAAGUUCCUUGAUGCCCAACGCAUCCACAACCUUACGUCCUAUUUGCAAGCUUUGCACGAGCACGGUUUGGCCAACGCAGACCAUACCACUCUUUUGCUGAAUUGCUAUACCAAGCUGAAGGACGUCAAGAAAUUGGACGAUUUCAUCAAGACGGCCAAGGAGGGCAACUUUGAAGUUGAAACAGCCAUCAAAGUCUGUCGACAGGCUGGCUACCACCAGCACGCUUUGUAUCUCGCUCGCAAGCAUCAGCGUCAUGAAUGGUACCUGAGGAUUCAGCUCGAAAACAUUCGCAACUACGAAGAUGGUCUCGAGUACAUUUCUACUCUCGAGUUUGCGGAAGCCGAGAAAACGUUGAAAGAUUACGGCCGCAUUCUCGUCAACAAUCUGCCCGAGAAGACGACCAAUUUGUUGAUUUCUCUUUGCACCGACUACAAGCCACGACAUUCGGUCGACCAUGUCCCCGCGGCGCCCGCCCCCGCUCCAGCUGUGAAACACCGUGCUCGCCACAUUGACGCAGAGAUGGACCCGCUGCCAAUCGACAUGUCUUCGCUCUCGCCAGAAGACCGCGACCGCGCCUUGCUGUUCGGCCCUCCUCGCAAGACUGCUGCUGCAACCCCUUCGCCAAUGCCCCCGCAGCAGGAAGACGACAUGUUGGCCAUGAGCUCGGGUUCUGGCGGCUACAUGAGCUCGACGCCCUCCAAGAUUGCUCGUGCCAAGCCCGAAGAAUUCAUUCACAUUUACGUCAACCAAAUGUCUUGGCUCAUGUUCUUCCUGGAGCAGAUUAUCGACAAGAUUUCUGAUGCCUCCCCUCUGGUUUACAACACGCUUCUUGAACUUUACCUGAAGGAUAGCCGAGACCCAAGUCUCACUCCAGUACUCAAAGCGCGUCGUGAACAAGCAGCUCUGGACCUGCUGAUGCGCCCUGGCGAAACAUACGACCUUGAUCACGCCAUGGUUCUCGCUCAAAUGUACAAGUUCAAGGAAGGCAUUCUGUGCCUUUACGAGCGGGCCAAGCUAUUCCAGCAGAUUGUGCAGUAUUACAUGGAAGUUGGCGACACGACACGAAUCUUGCAGACCUGCAAAAAAUACGGCAAACAAGAUCCCAACGUUUGGAUUCAAGUGCUGUCGCAUUUCGCGUCGCGCGAGGAAGAUUGCCGUGCUGAGAUUGUGGAAAUUCUCUCCAACAUUGACAAGGGCAACCUUCUCCCGCCGUUGCUUGUGGUGCAAAUCCUUGGGCAAAAUUCCACUGCCACCUUGUCCAUAAUCAAGGACUACGUGACCCGACGACUCACCUCCGAGAACCAGUACAUUCAAGAGGAUGAGCGGCUGAUCCGUCAAUAUCGCGAUGAAACGACCAAGAUGCGUGAUGAGAUUGACGAACUGCGUACUUCCGCAAAAAUCUUCCAAGUCACCAAAUGCACGGCCUGCACCGGCCCUCUUGAUCUCCCCUCGGUGCAUUUCAUGUGCGGACACUCGUAUCAUCACCAUUGCUUGGGCGACGAACGCGAAUGCCUGCGUUGUGCUCCGGAGAACAAGAAGAUUCAAGACAUUAUUCGUGCGCAAGAGCAAUCCGCCGAUCAUCACGAGGCCUUUUUCAAGCAGAUGCAAGCUGCAAACGACGGCUUUUCGGUGGUCGCGGACUACUAUGGCCGCGGCGUCUUCAACAAAAUGCAACUUGUUGGCGAGCCGCAAGCGCGACGCUGA